AUGGAUCCCAAUCCAUUUCCUCCUCUAACAACAGGUAGAGGGGGAAUGAACCCUUUUGCCAACAAUGACAGGAAUAGGCUAGGGGCAAACUGGAGAAAUUAUCCAAAUUUCGAAGAUGAAGAGGAGCAUAGGGAAGAGGUCAUACCCAGACCAUACAGAAUGGAACAGAGGGCUAAACACAAUCAGCCAGAAUUGGGACGAAACUUACCUCAUAUUAACGCCUUGAAUGACAUAGAGGCACUGCAAAGAAUGAUCAGAGAAAUGAUGGAUCCUAAAGCCAGAAGAGGAGAAAGGCCCACUUAUAGGAAGCCAUAUCCAACUUAUAUUAAUCAGAUGCCUCUAUCCCUAGGUUUUAAAGUACUAAUGGAGAAGACGCUUAUGCGUCAUCAGUCGAACACAUAG
Prunus armeniaca (apricot) is the source of this 402-nucleotide messenger RNA. NCBI's taxonomy places the organism in Eukaryota, Viridiplantae, Streptophyta, Magnoliopsida, Rosales, Rosaceae. The record is from the annotation of a GenBank genome assembly.